GUUUUAGAGUCCCUCAACCAGGUGCCCUUAAUGCUGAGUCUCGAGCUUCAUGAGCACGCAAGUAGACCGACCGGUGGGCCGAGCCGCCGUAUAGCUGGCUGACCAAAGGCUUGUCGGAUGACAUCGAGCUGCUUGCCCCGGCUCUUCCUUUUUCAACUUUGCCUGUUUGAUUGCCUUUUUCUGUUUUUCCUCCCGGUAGAUCCGCUGUCUCGUUCAAGCACCAACUACAAACUACUGCUUUCUUUGUCGCGCCGUCUGCCGUACAUGUCUCUCUUCCUCCCUCCUCCUCUCAGAUAUGUACCCACGGUCCUUGUCCUGUUCAUGCUUCUUCACCGUUUGAUUUCCUUGUGUUUGAACACCCUGAAUACGUCCACAGGAACACGACUUACUCCAUGUAAAACUUAAAUAUAGCCCCAUGAAUGAAAAACAAUAAAAGGAGACUGCACACUGAUCACGAAA
Molecule: messenger RNA, 459 nt
Organism: Polychytrium aggregatum
Lineage: Eukaryota; Fungi; Chytridiomycota; Chytridiomycetes; Polychytriales
Exons: 1
Coding region: 118-405 (95 amino acids)
Source: RefSeq, a predicted model, not a curated record